This is a messenger RNA of Aspergillus tanneri, 1806 nucleotides long. Its product is annotated as nonhemolytic phospholipases C family protein. Lineage: Eukaryota; Fungi; Ascomycota; Eurotiomycetes; Eurotiales; Aspergillaceae. The record is from RefSeq and is a predicted model, not a curated record. Gene Ontology annotation, molecular function: hydrolase activity, acting on ester bonds. Bases 1 to 1806 code for a protein of 601 amino acids. The transcript has 8 exons.
AUGUCCACGCUGCUGAAGAUUGCCUUGAUCGUGCUCCUCGGGGCUAGGCCAAUCGUCGCCGGUUCCCUGAAGGAUAUUGAACAUGUGGUAAUCUUCAUGCAGGAGAACCGGUCUUUCAAUAAUAUUAAUGAUGAUGGGCUACCUGUGUGGCAUCAGAAAGUCGAUCCUGAUAUGUCCACCGAUGCAAAGACCCUUCUUCCCUGGUACUUGGGCUAUAAAGGCGGAUAUUGGAACGAUGCCAUCCAGUGUAUGGUAGCGGGGAGCAAUGGCUACGAGGAGAAUCAGGGCGCCCUGAACCACGGGUUGAAUACCAAUUGGGCACGAAAUAACACUCCAUGGAGCUGGGGUUACCUUAAACGAAACGAUAUUCCUUACCAGUUUGCCCUUGCUGAAGGCUGGACAAUGGGUGAUAUGUAUCAGGAAUCGCAAGUAACUUCCACCAAUCCUAACCGUGUCACUCUGGUGAGUGGCUCUGUCAAUGUGCCGGGGGGACCCCAAAGUCCGCACCAGGGAGGGGUUUACAUUGACAACAAUGAAACUCCAGGCUGCGACAGUAAUAAGAUUAACUGCUACCCGUUGAAAUGGAAAACCAUCUUCGAGUACUACGAGGAGGCUGGCGUCUCGUGGCAGAUAUACCAAGAUAAAGACAACUUUGACGAUAACCCGUUGGCUUGGUUUGAGCAGUAUCAGAACGCAUCCUCGUCUUCCCCUCUCGCAAAGAAGGGAAUGGCAUAUCUGGGGAUUGACGCAUUUUAUGAGGCGGCCAAAAAUGGAACCCUCCCAGAAGUCAGCUUCAUUGUUGGUCCACCAGAAUUGUCGGAGCAUCCGCCUUAUAUGCCGAAAGAGGGUGCAUGGCUCCAAAAACAGGUUGUGGAUGCGGUCGUGAAAAGCCCGAAGUAUUCAUCUACUCUGUUGAUUAUUAGUUACGAUGAAUCUGGUGGAUUUGGAGACCACGUGGUGCCGUUCCACUCCCCGGAGGAUACACCGGGAGAGUGGAUGAAAGAUCCAUACGGGAAGUUCGGAAAGAUCUAUGUUGGGCCUGGCGUCCGAGUUCCCUUCUACAUGGUGUCGCCGUGGACCCGAGGCAAUCGAGUUUUCACCGAACGUGCCGACCAUAAUUCACAGAUCCUCUUCCUUGAAGAAUGGCUGACAGCUAGAGGAUAUAAAAACAUCCAGACCGACGAAAUGGUCCACUGGCGCCGGGAACACAUGUCCAACCUUGUCAAUGCGUUGGACCUGGACCAUCCUGACACCAGCAUCCCUAACCUCCCCAACGUGGAGGAACCCCCCAAGGCCUUUGGCAAAUACGUGGGCGUCGUCAAGUGUAAAGCACUGCAUCCCGUCCAACGCCCCCCCGUACCUUAUGGAAAGCAAGACAACGUAACUGAGGCUCUGUGGUUCGAAGACGGAUACAAGGAAUGUGUGGGCUACUUGACUGAAGGCCGAUACCUGGUCUUUGAGAAAUCCGGCAAUGCGCUUACCAACGCGGGCAACGCUACUCAGAUCAGCAGUACUCCUGCCCAGCCAGACCACCGCGAUAAGAAACAGCGGUGGGUGAUUCAUUAUUCUGAUGAUGAGGAGAGCCAGGUUUUCCAUAUCUCCAGCGCCCUGGAUGGGAAAUGGCUUGGACCCAAGGGAGCGUUGCUAGCGGCUGAUCGUGGCGAGGACGCGGCAGACGUCAAGAUCACAUUCCUGGGGAACGGAAAUGGGUAUUCCUUGCAGUAUUCGGAUUCCACGCCGGUCGAAGGGCAGAAAUUCCCGGCAUCGGAUGAGGGAUAUCAGGUCUGGAGCGUGACGUAUCACUAA